Messenger RNA from Galleria mellonella (greater wax moth), 1057 nucleotides. RefSeq lists its product as uncharacterized. Lineage: Eukaryota; Metazoa; Arthropoda; Insecta; Lepidoptera; Pyralidae. The record is from RefSeq and is a predicted model, not a curated record. The coding region runs from base 324 to 740 and encodes 138 amino acids. The transcript has a single exon.
AGCACGGCAGAUGCGUCACAGCUGCCGUCCGGGGCAGUGGUCUCGCCCCGCGCUCCGCGCCCCCAACGACCCGCGCAAUCGCGGCUAACAGUUUUAUUUCCCCGAAUAAACUUUAUCAAACAAAGCGUGUAUGCCCCACGCCCUGCAUCUGCUCACCCAGCUGUUCCUACUGCAGCUGGCUGCUCCGUCUCGCUCUAACGCGUAUAGCUGCACACCGUCUAAUUGAGACGGACUACACCCGGUGUAAUCGCAUCGAGGCCCUUCAAUUCCCUGUGCACAGUCCAUUCGCAGUUUGAACCGCGACGCCGACGGGCAAACUGAUUAUGAAAAAUAAACGAGAUCGCGACGCGGAGGAUGCCGACCGGCGCGUGAGGCGACAACGGCGUCGGAAACGGUCACACAGUGAGCCUGCUAAUGAUCCUGACAAUGCUGAGAAGCGGCAAGCUUUGAAACGUCUUUUCGGACGGAUUUGUUCCGUGGAAGUUGAUAACCAACGAGAAUUAAACGAAGAAGGUCCAGAACAUAACUAUAGUGACUUUGGCAACGACAGCGAUGAAAACAAUGAUCCCUUGCUGGACUCUGUACCAGUGGAUAUGGACCCGGAGCUGCUUGGAUUUCUAGUGUGUGCCCAAGAGACGCUGAGAUUUUUGCACAUGCGUGGAGUACCGAUUCAGCACCCCGUAUUCGCGCGGCUGCGCUCACGCCUGCUGCGCGGCAUCGGUGAGAUGGCAGUGGCCUGAGCAUUGCUCGGCCCAGAGCCCUCAAGAACCUAAAAUCUUCGUACCUGACUUCUUCAAACAUGUGCAGUGACUUUCAAUGUUCAAAUGGUGUUUUUCUUUUGUGUAAAGUGUUCCCUGUUUUCAAAGAACUCCCGUACCUUUACUUCGGGCUCUGGCUACUUCUUAUGGUGGACUGCGUAAGGUUGAGUGUUGCGUGCCAAAGCAACAGGUGGCCCGUAGAGGCAAUCUAGUCACUAUCUAGUCAGUUUGUGAAAUAUAUUUGUUAAGCAAAUUGCUUUAUCGGUGUAAUAAAUGAUCAAAAUAAAUGUUUUGAAAUA